AUGGCCCCCUACGCCGAAGGAAGUCUCUUCUGGUACUCACCAAAUCAGGGCGCGCCCAUCGCCUUUGCUGUCUUGUUCUUCUGUUCUGGUCUGGUCCACCUCUACGAGUGCAUCCGGUUCAAGUCAUUCAAGGUGACCUUUCUUCUGGUCUGGGCACCCAUCCUGUUCACUACCGGCUUCACCCUCCGUGCCAUCUGCGCUUGGAACUAUGACAACACCUCCCUUUUCAUCGCUGAGAACGUACUGCUUCUUCUCGCUCCACCUGUGUAUGAGGGGGCCAACUUCAUCAUCCUCGGUCGAAUCCUCUAUUACGUGCCCUACCUGUCCCCGAUACACCCAGGGCGUGUAGUGACGACCUUCCUCGGCUUUGACCUGGUUGUGGGCGCCCUCACCGGUAACGGGGCAUCGAGAAUAAGCAGUCGUGACUCGGCUUCCACCCGCAGAGUAGGAGAGGCCUUGCUCAAAGCCGCCCUGAUCACCCAGCUGGUCUGUAUGGUUUGCUUUAUCGCCUUGACGGCGGUUUAUCAUCGUCGCGUUUCGCACGAAAGUCUCAUGCGUCCCAAACUUCUCAAGCCUAUUCGAGUGCUCUAUGUCAGCUGUACACUCAUUAGCGUCCGCACGAUCUAUCGCAUCGUCGAAUACUUUGCUUCAACCCGUUCGAUCCACCUGCUCUAUUCAGGUCAAGUCAACGAGCAGUCCCAGCUCUCCGCCAUGUUCACCAACGAGUGGUUUUUCUGGGUGUUUGAAGCUUCGGUUAUGCUCAUCAACUCGGUCAUACUUAACGCAUUCCAUCCCAUGCGAUAUCUCCCGGAGAGCAACAAGAUCUACCUUGACCGGGAUGGAGCAACAGAGGUUGAGGGACCCGGCAUUCAGGACAAACGACACUUUCUGUUGACCAUCAUCGACCCGUUCGACAUCGCAGGUUUGAUUGCAGGGCGGGACAAGGAGGCUCAGUUUUGGGAGAAUCAUGAGCGAGGUUAG
Molecule: messenger RNA, 981 nt
Organism: Kockovaella imperatae
Lineage: Eukaryota; Fungi; Basidiomycota; Tremellomycetes; Tremellales; Cuniculitremaceae
Product: RTA1 like protein-domain-containing protein
Exons: 3
Coding region: 1-981 (326 amino acids)
Cellular component (GO): membrane
Source: RefSeq, a predicted model, not a curated record